AUGCGCAACUUUAAAGCUAUCGCACUCAGUGCGGCAUUUGCAGCUGUCGCGUCAGCUUCAGAUGUCGAGGUUCUUACCAAAGACACAUUCCCAGACUUCGUCAAGGGCAAUGAUUUGGUGUUAGCAGAGUUUUAUGCACCAUGGUGUGGACACUGCAAAGCCCUUGCACCAGAGUACGAGGAGGCCGCGACAACGUUGAAGGAGAAGAACAUCAAGCUUGCCAAGGUUGAUUGCACAGAAGAGGCAGAUCUCUGCCAGAGCUAUGGGGUUGAGGGGUACCCAACAUUAAAGGUCUUCCGCGGCCCAGACAACGUCAAUGCCUACUCAGGUGCUCGCAAAGCGCCAGCGAUUGUGUCAUACAUGACCAAGCAGUCACUUCCAGCCGUUUCCCUCCUUACAAAAGACACGAUCGAGGACUUCAAGAUCCAGGAUAAGGUCGUUCUCGUUGGAUAUUUUGCCGCAGAUGACAAGACCUCCAAUACCACAUACACAGAAGUUGCGGAGAAACUCCGUGACAGCUAUCUCUUCGGUGCCAGCAAUGAUGCCGAAUUGGCCAAGGCCGAGGGCGUUGAAUUCCCUUCUUUGGUUCUCUACAAAUCCUUCGAUGAGGGCAAGAGCAUCUUCACUGAGACUUUCAGUGGGGAGGCUAUUGAGAAAUUCGCGAAGACAGCAUCGAUACCACUAAUUGGUGAGGUUGGCCCAGACACCUAUGCCGGUUACAUGGCAACUGGAAUUCCUUUGGCAUACAUCUUCGCAGAGACCGCUGAGGAGCGUGACAGCUUCUCCGCCGAGCUCAAGGACGUUGCUGAGAAGCACCGUGGGGCUAUCAGCUUCGCAACCAUCGACGCCAAGGCAUUCGGUGCUCACGCUGGUAACUUGAACUUGAAGGCCGACGUCUUCCCAGCCUUUGCCAUUCAGGACACCGUCAACAACAAGAAGUUCCCAUACGACCAAGAGGCCAAGAUCACUGCCGAGACUAUUGGAAAAUUUGUUGAUGACUUCGUUGCUGGCAAGGUUGAGCCAAGCGUGAAGUCUGAGCCAAUCCCAGAGACUCAAGAAGGUCCAGUCCAGAUCAUUGUCGCAAAGAACUACGACGACAUCGUCUUGGAUAACACCAAGGAUGUGUUGGUUGAGUUUUACGCUCCAUGGUGUGGUCACUGCAAGGCUCUUGCACCAAAAUACGAUAUCCUCGCCGGUCUCUACGUUGAUGCUGGCCUUGACAGCAAGGUCACUAUCGCCAAGGUCGAUGCUACUCUUAACGACGUACCUGAUGAGAUUCAAGGUUUCCCAACCAUCAAGCUUUUCAAGGCUGGAGACAAGACCAACCCAAUCACAUACAGCGGAAGCCGCUCCAUCGAGGAUCUCAUCAAGUUCGUCAAGGAGAAUGGUAAAUAUGCCGCUGAAGUUAGCUACGAGGAGCCAUCUGAGGAUGAGGCACAGAAGCCAAUUGUUGAAUCUAUGGCUGAGCAAGCUCAAGCCGCUACUGAGGCCGCAAAGGACGCCGCUGAGGAGGCCACCGAGAGCGUGAAGAGCGCUGCAAGUGAAGCCACUGAGGCUGCUGAUGCCGAGAUUCACGAUGAGUUGUAA
This is a messenger RNA of Glarea lozoyensis ATCC 20868, 1587 nucleotides long. Its product is annotated as Thioredoxin-like protein. Gene Ontology annotation, cellular component: endoplasmic reticulum. Gene Ontology annotation, molecular function: protein disulfide isomerase activity. The coding region runs from base 1 to 1587 and encodes 528 amino acids. The record is from RefSeq and is a predicted model, not a curated record. Lineage: Eukaryota; Fungi; Ascomycota; Leotiomycetes; Helotiales; Helotiaceae. The transcript is spliced from 5 exons. Gene Ontology annotation, biological process: response to endoplasmic reticulum stress; protein folding.